This is a messenger RNA of Arachis ipaensis, 705 nucleotides long. NCBI's taxonomy places the organism in Eukaryota, Viridiplantae, Streptophyta, Magnoliopsida, Fabales, Fabaceae. The record is from RefSeq and is a predicted model, not a curated record.
AUGACAGCAGAUUAUGUAGGCACUAAUUGGGACGAGAAUGGUUCCAAAGAUGCUCAUCACCACCCACCUAAUAACAGCAUUAUUGAAGCCCCACCUUCUAAUAGAAGAACUCUAGAUACCUUUGGCCAGAGAACUUCAAUAUACCGUGGCGUAACAAGACAUAGAUGGACUGGAAGAUAUAAAGCUCAUCUUUGGGAUAAUAGCUACAGAAGGGAAGGACAAUCAAGAAAAGGUAUCCAAGUGUAUUUGGGUGGAUAUGAUAAAGAAGAUAAAGCAGCUAGAGCUUAUGAUUUGGCUGCAUUGAAGUAUUGGGAAACAUCCACUACUACCAACUUUCCUAUCGGCAACUAUGAGAAGGAAUUGGAUGAAAUGAAACACAUGACAAGACAAGAAUUUGUAGCCGCCAUAAGAAGGAAAAGUAGUAGUUUCUCGAGAGGUGCAUCAAUGUAUCGUGGAGUUACAAGGCAUCACCAACAUGGGAGAUGGCAAGCAAGAAUUGGAAGGGUCAUCGGAAACAAAGAUCUUUACUUAGGAACAUUUAGUACGGAAGAAGAGGCUGCAGAAGCUUAUGACAUAGCAGCCAUCAAGUUCAGAGGCCUUAAGGCCGUUACAAACUUCGACAUGAGCCGUUAUGUCAACAAAUUUAGCAUAUGGGACAAGUCAAGCAUGGAUAUAAAAUAUGCAAGUAGAUUGACAUCUUGUUGA